Messenger RNA from Dromiciops gliroides (monito del monte), 1056 nucleotides. Its product is annotated as probable G-protein coupled receptor 148. The transcript has a single exon. Gene Ontology annotation, cellular component: membrane. The record is from RefSeq and is a predicted model, not a curated record. Bases 1 to 1056 code for a protein of 351 amino acids. Gene Ontology annotation, molecular function: G protein-coupled receptor activity. Gene Ontology annotation, biological process: G protein-coupled receptor signaling pathway. Lineage: Eukaryota; Metazoa; Chordata; Mammalia; Microbiotheria; Microbiotheriidae.
AUGAACAUCACAGUCUGCUUCUCGAUCUUCCUGCUAAGUACAACCCUGGUCUUCAAAAGGGAGCCAGAGAUCAAUGACACCCUACCUUUAAACACGAGUUCUUUGUCCAAGCUGCAGGACUUGGCUCCCUUAUCACAGUUUACAGGAAUAAAGCUCUUCCUCAUCUCCCCCAUCAUAUGUCUGCUGAUGGCUGCUGGUGUCAUCCCCCUCAUUUUAUUUGCCAUCUUCUCCAACUUCCAUGCUCGCCAGGAGCCACGAUACCUCAUCUUAAGCAGCUCCAUGCUUUAUAACCUGUUCUACCUACUCUUCUACGCACUCUCAACCACAUUGAAUGUGACUGGCUUCCGGCUCCCCAGGUAUGCCUGUGUCCUCCUCCUGUUCAUGAUCGCACAAACCUACUGUGGCAGCCUUCUCACUGCUAUGGCCAUGGUACUAGACACAUACGUGGCCAUCCUGUGGCCGCUACGCUAUGCCUCCCUCCUGACCUUGCUCCGAACCAAGAAACUUAUCUUAUCCAUCUGGUUCUUUGCUGGCCUCUUCCCUGCCAUACUCUUCUUUAUCCUGUGGUCAACACAAGAGCAAACAGAGCAAACGCUGUGCCCAAUGGAAAUCUGCUCCCUCCCAGUCAUUCUAGUGAUGACCCUGCAUGGAGAUAUUGCUGUCAAACUCUGCUAUGGACUUUCAGUUACCUCCCUCUUCCUCUGCCUCUUCCUCAUUACUUUUUUCCAUGUCAGCCUCUAUGUGAAAACCCGCCAGUUGGGCAUCUGGAGGGGCAUGACAUCCCGGGCCAGUGUCACAUUCCUGAUGCACCACACAGUAUUGUUCUUAUACUUCUGCCCGAUUCUGGCACAUGUGGUUGAAACAGUGCUUUACCGUAAUCACCACAUAAGUUUACGGACUGGGAUAUGGUUGUCAAUGACUAUCUGUAACAUCAUGGUGGUCCUCCCCCAAGCUCUGUCCCCUUACCUCUAUGGGCUACGCUACAGAGAGAUCACCAAGAGCCUUAGAUUCCUGUGUGGCAGGAAGCAUCCUAAUUUGAGGCUGCCAGCUAAGUAA